GGCAUUCCUAUGCCGACACCAUCGUCACAUCUCAUCCCAGCCAUCGAUCCCAUCUCCAACUACCGCGGAAGCAGGCAGUAUUUGCGAUGGGUGAUCUUCCACUCCAGCGCUGGAGCAAAAGUGACUGGGUCAUCUUCCUCGGCAGUCAAGGCCCAGCAAUCCCCGAAAUCAUCGAAUGUUUAGGCCUCUCCCACACCACGGGCCGCGGCAUCCCGAAAUUCUCUGAACGUGAAUCACGCAAGCUAUCCAACGAAGUGCAGAAGCUGUCACAGACCCUUUCCAACGACCUAGACGCUCUUCUUAAAUCUGCCUCAAAUCCUGACACGCUCGACAAGGAGCUUGACACGUUGCUGAGUACCCAUGGUCCUGUGAUUUGGGGCGAGAGUGCAGACCGCAGGCGGCUGUUAAUAGCACCUGGGAACCCGAAAACCAACUAUCCCAAGGAACUCUUUUACGAAGUCCCUGUAGAUAGAAAAAUACUCAAAAUACACCUCCAUCGAUGGAUCUACAAAGAGGCGUACACACGUCUUCCGCCUAGGAAGCUGACAAGGCAAUCGGCUGCGUGUGAUCUCAGAACCAAUCCCGAUACUAGUACUUUGCAUCUUGUAAUAGGCACGCCCGCAUCGUCACCAGUGGAAGUAUUGCGGGAUGAAGACCUUACUGGUUCCACCAUAACCCCACCCGUACAUGCCAUGGCCCAACAGAACGGUUCGACGAAACGGAAAGUCGACGCUCGCUACUCAGUCCCGAGUUCAGGAAACAAUUCUGCCGCUAGGAAGCGGCCUCGCCAAAACGCAGCUAUGUCUGCGGAGCAGUCUUCACGAGAGCCUUCUUCCACACCAAGACAAAGCUCCGAGAACAUCCCCUAUACCCCUACGUCAGACAACACUUAUUUGCUACCCCCGGCCACCUAUACGGCUGUUAACAGUUUGGCCGCAAUCUCUUCCGGAAGGCCAUCGGCGCUACCGAGCCCUCACUCGCGUUGUGUACCGGAUGGUACGCCUCGUUCUACUAGCUCUCCCACAAGCACGUUCGUUGCGGUAAAUCAGGUUCAAACAAGCGUCUCCACUGGCGCCGAUGGUUCCAACACAACCAGCACGCAUACUGCGCCUAGUCUUUCUGAGAUAUCAGUCCAGUCGAUGGCUCCAAACACAUCUAACAGCCGUGAGCCGUUGGGCGCUUCCCUCCUGUCCGAUAGCCAGCGCGAGAGAGGACAUGGAGACACAAGGAGCACCCACGCGUUGCAUGGUCAAACUCCGCCUGCGGCCCAAGUCAUGAUCACCUACCCAGAAAACUCUUCGGCAAACCAUGCUACCGGAGUGGUGCCAUUGUCGCCGACUGGAGUUUCCGCUCUGCACCCUACUAUGGGCCGCACUAUUGAUCACCAGAAUGGCUCGGGCAGCAAUCAGAUGCCUGGUCUUUGUGAGGUAACCCUUUUGCAGUGCGAACUUUUACGGCUUCUUUUAGGAUACUUGUUUCCCCGAAAUGGUGAAAGAGCCGACGAAUCCGCUCUGUUACACAGUCUAGAACAAGUAUGGGCUAGCCAUGAACAGGACUUCAGGCUUGCGAUGGAACGGCUGUUCGAAUGUCACCGCGAAGGCCUUCUAAUAUGGAUCAGCGAGCGGCGGAAAACAAGUCAGCUUCAAUUGAUGAUAGAACGCCAGCCUAGCGUGCAGACGCUGGGAAUGGUGGACCGAGUGCUGACCAUGAAUGACCUCCGCAUUCUGCGUCUGAAGUGGAAGGAACUCAAAGUGCACAAUGGCAGUCAAGACAUAUCCGCGGAGGGCUUGCUGUGUAGCACCUUUGCAAUUAUGACCAAAACAGAAGGGACGGAGGUGUUGUUCAAGGAAGGUCUGGAUAAGCUUAAAGAGACUUCACCUGAGGUUUUAAGACGUGAUGACUUGGCCAUUUCGAUAUAACUACCCCACGGACGAGUCGCUUAACGGGCAAGCCGCUCACUUUUGUGUGUGCUAGCUUGCCCCACUACCGCCAGGGCCUGGAGUAUGUUCCCCGAUCUCCGAUUU
Molecule: messenger RNA, 2024 nt
Organism: Boeremia exigua
Lineage: Eukaryota; Fungi; Ascomycota; Dothideomycetes; Pleosporales; Didymellaceae
Exons: 3
Coding region: 87-1919 (610 amino acids)
Source: RefSeq, a predicted model, not a curated record